This is a messenger RNA of Austrofundulus limnaeus, 5916 nucleotides long. RefSeq names its product tensin-2. Lineage: Eukaryota; Metazoa; Chordata; Actinopteri; Cyprinodontiformes; Rivulidae. Gene Ontology annotation, biological process: peptidyl-tyrosine dephosphorylation. Gene Ontology annotation, molecular function: protein binding; protein tyrosine phosphatase activity. The record is from RefSeq and is a predicted model, not a curated record. Gene Ontology annotation, cellular component: focal adhesion.
UGUGGGGGGGCUGUAAGAGGAGAGUCCAAGGGUGGGGGUGCCUGAAAGUCAUCUGUCAUCUGGGGUUGGUUUCAAGACGGGACAGGCUGCCAGAAGGAAGCACAGAGGUGUGAGGAGCCACCGUUUUGGGGGAGCGAAGGAAACAUGUCGGAAAACAUAACCAGACUCAAAAACAUGAAGCAUUAGAGGAGGACUUCCAGGGGCGAAGCACUGAGAGAAACACACACACGAGGGAACAGAGCUGUGUGCUGGAGGAGGAAUGGGCUGCAUCCACAGCUGUGGCAGGAUAAAGGAUCAUGGACCUGACAUAGAUCCUGGGGGAACCCCCAACAAGGCGGACCUUCAGGUGCAUCCUGAACUCUUUCAGCUUGCUGAGCUCAACAAGUCAGGGAGCCACACCUUCACCGCCAGGAGCUUCAAGAAGCGACAGGUGUGCGAUGUGUGCAAGCAGGGCAUGGACAGCCCCGGAGCUUUCUGCAAGGAGUGCAAGACUGCGGUACACAAGACAUGUGAAGACAAGGUGCCUUCCACCUGCACUCUGGAGUCUGACCUGCGCAGCUCCAUUAAAUCAAGACCACAGAGAAAGAGAGGCUCCUUGCCAAGGAGUAAAAGCGUGGAUCAAGUGAUGGAGCAUGUGAUGGAGUGRCAUUAUGACUUUGACCUCACCUACAUCACAGAGAGGAUCAUUUCUGUCUUCUUCCCGCCGGAGCUGGAAGAACCGCGGUACCGCCAGAACCUGCAGGAAGUCGCGGCCAUGCUGAAAUCAAAACARCAAGACAAGUUCCUGCUUCUGAAUUUAUCAGAGAAGAGGCACGAUAUUAACAGACUUAAUCCAAAGGUGCAGGACUACGGCUGGCCCAAUCUUCACGCUCCUCCUCUGGACAGGAUUUGUGCAGUCUGUAAGGCCAUGGAGACCUGGCUGACCUCUGACCCCAGCAACGUUGUGGUUCUCCACUGCAAAGGAAACAAAGGGAAAACUGGGGUGAUCGUGGCAGCAUACAUGCAUUACAGCAAGAUAUCAGCUGGAGCAGACCAGGCGCUCACUACGGUGGCAAUGAGGAAGUUCUGUGAGGACAAAGUCUCUUCUUCUCUGCAGCCGUCUCAGAACAGGUACAUCUACUACUUUGGCAGUUUGUUGUCCGGUUCCAUCAAAAUGAACAGCAGUCCUCUGUUCCUCCAUCAGAUCGUCAUUCCCUCUCUGCCAAACUUCCAGACAGGAGGAGGUGAAGUGCUACCACAGGCGGAGCAGAGCAGCAGAGCGGGAGGUGGUGUUCAGAGUCCAGUUUCACACCUGCACUGUUCACGGAGCCCAGCUGUGGUUUGGGAAGGCAGAGCUGGACUUGGCCUGCGCAGAUGACAGAUUCCCUCCAGAUGCGACGGUGGAGUUCAUCUUCGCUAAUGGACCAGAAAAAACAAAAGGUCGAGAAUGUAGCAAAGAUGACGCAUCUAUCAAGGUCGACUAUGACACCUCAGACCCUGUGAUCAGAUGGGAUUCCUAUGAAAACUUUAACUUCCAUCACCAAGACAGUGUGGAAAAUAUCUGUCAUACGAGAGGCCCAAUAGACGGCAGCUUGUAUGCACAAGUGAGGAAGCGACGUGGACUCGGCGCUACUGCCUCAGCAGCCUCACCCAACGGAUGCCUCAAUACAAGCCCCACUGUGAACCCCCAGUCUGCCUCCAAACCCCAGCCUUUUGCCUUCAACUCUAAUUCUAGGGGCUUCACAGCCUCCUCAGGUCCCAUGGUUGACAAGUCACCACCCACUAACUGUUCUGACAGUCCACAGAAGAGAGAAGAAGUGGAGGAUAGAGCAAAACAAAAGCCAAGAGAAAAAGAAAGAGACAGAGAAACAGCCAUUUUAGAUGAUGGAGACACUUCGAGUACUGGAGUUCUGUGGCGUGAGCGCUCCUGUUGCAGUCGAUCGGCUACAAAGUGCAGUGAUGCGGGAUGGGAAAGGGACAGAGAGCUUUGUCUUCCCAACGGUCACUGUCCGGGACGUUGCAACAGCAUUAAAAAACAUCCAAAAAGCCAAACUCUACCAACUUUACCAUCCAAAUCCCUGUCCCCUCCUCCUCAUUUAACUCACAUGGAGAUCUUCCAUCACCACAGCACCCAUCCUUUACCUGAGUUACCAUGGGAGCGUCCAGUCAAUCCUCCAUCUAUGCCCUGCCUGCAUGGACCAUGCUGCCCUUAUCCAAGCCCUGAACAUGCCCGCAGUCAUAGUCACACACUGCCCGCCUCCAAUAGAGUCUGCGCCGGAGACGAGCGUCACCUCUUCCACUAUCCCAGCCAUGCAACGCACCCCUCCCGCCCACCACAGCCUGGAAGCCCUUACAGAGACAUGUUCUUCAGCUCUCCUACAUCAACCUCCUAUUGCUCCUGCCAGGACUGUUCCAUCAGACGAGAACAACAAUCGGCCUCAGUCCGAAGGAUCCCCCAAUCCCACCCAGACCACUCAGAAAACCCACACUGGUCUCAAGGAAUCAUGCUACAACAGACAAGAGAGACGCCUGUAUGGGAAACUGAAAAGCCUUGGGAACUGAUGAGAGAGGCAGAAUUCUGGCAGUGCAAGCCAUCUAUGCCGACAUUUCACCUCUGCCACUCGACUUUAGAGCAGGUUCCGAAUCCAGAGCAACCUAGACAUGUCAUUGUACCUCACCAGUCCUACCCUGCCCCCCAGUCACUGAUGGAUGUAAGAGAUGGUGCAAGCAGUGGGUACCACACUCCUUUACAGCCCCGCCACUCCUGUCCCUGCUCGCCAUAUCCAUCGUCCCCGUCUGAAAGCCGUGAAAGUCGAGGUUACGUCUCAGGGUACCAUUCUGGAUCGGCCUCGCCUCUGCCUGCCAGUAGCCCAUCUCCUGGAAGAAGUAGGCACCCUGAUGCCUCUGUAUCUGGAGACCAGUCACACUCUGAGCUCCACAGAGUGGAAAAAACCAAGCUAGAUGCAGAAGAUGGUGUUUCUCAAGGUUCUGAGGGUAAAUCUGGCUCUUGUGGUCAAUCAAGCACCCCAGGAGUGGACUCUGACCAUGACUACACACUUAUUGGUAGCAGCAGCCCAACUCACACCGAAGAUAGUGUAAAUGCUGACAGCCCCCUUCAAAACCAAGAAACUGCUGCAGAUCUGGAGUCCAACACAAAUACCAUCAAAUCCAGCAAACCAGUAGAAACAGAGACACGGAUUUCAACCAUAUCUGUAAACUCCUCAUCAAGAGAGUCUUCUCAGAGUCCAGAUGAUAUGACUGAAGGAGCUAAAGUCACAGCAAGUAAAUACACCCAACCAAAUGCGUCAAACUAUGCCACUGUCAUCAUCACUCCAGUCCAAGUGCAGCUCAAUGGGUCGGCCCUCCCUAUCGAUGCCCAGUCCAACUUGAAUCGAUCCCCAAAUUCCCUCGUUUGCUCCUCAGAGCAACAGUCGUCUCCUCAACACUCCACAUCAGCUGUAGACAAGGCAGGGCAAAGACUGAGCACAGACAAAGAUGCCUCCGCUGACCUCAAACCUCCGUCACCUGUACCCGACGGAUGUCACACACCCACUUUUCCCCUAGCAUCGUACUACUACUCUUUACUAAACGUUCCCCAUGUCCCGUACACUGGGUACACUGCUGUAACCAUCCCUUCCAUUCAGCCUCCACUCCCUGAGAAGAAACGAUUUUCCUCCACAGCGGCAUCCCUGAACGGACACAAUGCUCUGCUACGAGUCUCAUCAUCUCCCUCCCCAAUGCACCACGUUACGUUUUCCCCUACAUUGGGGGAGCAAACGAGGGGGUCUGCUUCACAACACAGCUGUCCAGAAGAGCCAGACAUCAGGGUGAAUGCUAAGUUUGUGCAGGACAGCUCCAAGUACUGGUACAAACCAGGGAUCUCCAGAGACCAAGCCAUCGCUGCGUUGAAGGACAAGGAGCCGGGAGCUUUUCUCAUUCGAGACAGUAACUCAUUCCAAGGUGCUUAUGGCUUGGCUCUCAAGGUGGUCAGUCCUCCUCCUAACGCCAACAUUACUGGAAACAAAGGGGACCCUCUGGAACAGCUGGUGAGACACUUCCUCAUCGAGACAGGGCCACGGGGAGUGAAGAUCAAGGGCUGUCAGAACGAAUCCUACUUUGGAAGCUUAUCUGCUUUAGUGUACCAACAUUCAAUCACUCCCAUCUCUUUGCCAUGUGCCCUAAGGAUUCCAGAAAAAGAUCUGGUUGGGGAGCUCCAGGAGAAGCAAAGUGUGACAAAUACCAGCACAGCAGCUGAACUCCUGAAACAAGGAGCAGCGUGCAACGUGUUCUACCUGAACUCGGUGGAGACAGAGUCGUUAACAGGGCCGGAGGCUGUUUCCAAGGCAACCAAGUGUACCAUGGCCCUGAAUCCACGCCCGGUGCCAACAGUGGUCCACUUUAAAGUGUCCUCUCAAGGGAUAACGCUGACUGACAGUAAAAGAAGACUUUUUUUUAGGCGGCACUACCCAAUCAGCAGCGUCACUUUCAGCAGUCUUGACCCCCAAGAUCAGAGGUGGACUAAUUCUCAUAGAACAUCAAGCAAGAUGUUUGGCUUUGUGGCGCGACGAAGCGGCACCAGCACAGAGAACGUGUGUCACCUGUUUGCUGAGAUGGACCCUGAGCAGCCAGCUGUGGCAAUCGUCAACUUCAUCAAUAAAGUCAUGCUGGGACCACAGCUGCACAGAUAGAAAAAUAAAACCGGUUCAAUGAAAACUAUGCACUAUAAAGUAUCAGAGGAAAAUAGUUUUGCAAUACUUUUGAUAAAAUGUUCAUAUUUAGCUGUUGUUUUUGUUUUGUUUGUUUUUUUGCUUUCUUUUAUGUGUAGCACCAUUGUUCUACUGUAUGGUUUUUAUAUCAAAUCACUUCUCUGUGGAGGAAAGUACUGUUUGAUAGUCAUGUUACAAAUCAAAAGGUUGAAUGGUAAUAGUUUGAAAAGCCAAAGUGUGACCUAACAUUGCCAAAUGAGAUUGUAACACAAGUUUUAUUUUUCCUUUCUGAGUGUCUUUGUGUUUUUUUUGUUUCAUACUGAUAUUAUGUUUCAGACAUUAUAAUGUAUCUUUACAAACUGCAUGAGGGAGAAAUGAUUUACCACGUAUAUUAAAGUUUUACUGCAGCYUUUGAAGCAAAACAAAUAGUAAUGUGUUAAAGGUGAAUAAUUGCAGCUGUAUUCCUUAUGGGAUUUGAGAAUGUUCAACAUAGGUUGAUUUAAUGAGUUUUUGUAAAUCAAGAUUGUCUAAAAGAGUCUUUGGCUARAUUUAGUAAAGAAUACACAUAACAGCAGUAUUUUUAUUUUAAAAAAGCGUAAUCUUUUUAAGCACUAAUCACAGGUCCUUUAAGAUAAACUAGGACUGCGUUUUGGAACAAAUUUAACAAAUAUCUACUUAUCUGUUUCAAAAAUCAUCACCUGAUCCCCUUUGUAAAGGGCUUCCCCUGUGGAUGUCAAGUAUUACUCUCUUUUAGUUUUUUUUAAAAACAAUAUACAUUUAAAAUUUGAAAACAAAAAACAACUGUAUUUACUAGCUACUACAAAAAAAUUUUUUUCUGAAGUAAAACAAUAGGUAUAAUAAAAUAGUAUCUUUGGUAACAUCAAACAAAAAAAAAUUAGACUUAUAAUGAAGGAGCCAGGUUCAUCUUUGACUAUGAAAAGAAAAACAAAAAAUAAGAGCCAAGUGUUUUUUACAGAAAACUAACUCAAAGCGAGAUUUAUUAGAUAAAUUUAAGAUUUUUUUUAUUUUUCAGCUUUUGUUAGGCAAUGUUUGUUGUCUGUAAACUGAGACAGUAUUUAGAUUUCAGUAUUUCAACAUAUUACUAUUUUUCCUAUACAUUUUUUAUGCAAAAGAAUAAUAUAUUUUAGGCUUUGAUGUGUUGAAAAGAAUUAAAGAACGGUGUAAGUCAUGAUGUUUGACAAAACAAUUAAAGCGAGAUUUGAAAACUUAA